Tetrahymena thermophila SB210 is the source of this 1771-nucleotide messenger RNA. RefSeq names its product ser/thr phosphatase family protein. The record is from RefSeq and is a predicted model, not a curated record. Gene Ontology annotation, molecular function: hydrolase activity. Lineage: Eukaryota; Ciliophora; Oligohymenophorea; Hymenostomatida; Tetrahymenidae. The transcript is spliced from 2 exons.
UUUAAGAAUCACAAUUCCAAAAGUAAAUUGUAAACUAACAUUAAGAAUAUCUAUCUAAUUUAUAUUCUCUAAAAAGCAAUUAAAAAUUUUUUUCUUAAAAGUAUGAGGAAAAUUUUUAUAAUAUUAUCAAUAUUGUUGAUUCUAAGUACGAAUUGCCUUGGGUAAAUGCUUAGAAAUGAUGACCUGACUUUAAAAAAUAACUGUAAACCUAGACAGGUAAGACUUUUAAUUGGAGAAGACUAUUCAAACUAUAAUAUAACAGAAAUAAAGAACUCUGCUACUAUUAUUUUUUAAACUUAUGGUGAAUGCUUGUAAAGUUCUAUAUCAGUAACAGUCUAAAAUUCCUAAGUAGUUACUUAUGAUGGAAAUAUAUUUUCAGAAAUAGUGCAUUCAUAGUGGAAUGGUGAAAAAUUUUGCCAUCAUGAUAAGCUUUGCACUAAUAUGUACUACAAUUAAUAUGUUCAUAUUUUUAGACUACCAUUGCCUUUUGGUGUACCUUUCACAUAUACUGUUUAUGGAAACCUCUACUCAAAAGCAGAAACUAAAGGUCCAUUUAAUUCUUAACUUCCCCAUAUUAAGUUAGAAAAUAUUGAAGAUUUUAAUGAAUAACCUUAAAGAAUUUUAUUCUUCGGAGAUUAAGACAAUACUCCUGAUGGAAAACUAAAUAUGAAUAGAUGGAGAUAACUGAAAAAAGAAGGCCUAAAGAAUAAGUAAUAGAAGAUUGAUUCUAUGCUUUUUUUAGGAGACUAUGCUUAUGAGUUCUACAUGUUUAAUGGUAAGAGAGGCGAUCAUUACUUAGAUUCUCUUGAAGAGUUUGUUGCAGAAUGGCCUACAGCAAUGCAGGCAGGAAAUCACGAAGACAAUUAUAAUUUCAAAUUUUAUAAUGAGAAAUUUCGCAUGCCUAGCUUUAAUGAAACUAGCAAUAAUUACUAUUCUUUUAAUUAAGGGCUUGCUCAUUUUAUUGGUGUUAAUUUACAUUUUUACGACUCUUGGGCAACACCUGAGGAAAAAUCCAAAAUGGUUUAAUGGGUGGAGUAGGAUUUAAUUAGAGCAACAUAAAAUAGAAAUUAAACUCCUUGGAUUAUAGCAUUUGGUCAUAAGCCUAUUUAUUGUAGCGGAGAUUCAGAUUGCGCAAACUUUCCUCAAUCAUUUAAAGAGUUUGAUGAACUAUUCUAUAAAUACUCUGUUGACUUAUAUUUAGGUGCUCAUGUUCAUCGUUAUUAGUUCUUAAAGCCACUUUACGAUAAUUGUAUCUAAAGUUACCAAGGUGAUGACAAUAAUAUAGUCAAUCCAUAAGGUAUGAUUUCAGUCAUAUAAGGAAACGGUGGACAUGUUUUAGAAUUUUUGGAAAACAUUAAAUAUGAUAUAUAAUUCUUAGGUAAAACUGAUGAAAGAGCUAUCGAAAUUAAAAAUUAUGUUGGAUACGGUAUUUUAGAGAUCUAUAACUUGACAACUAUAUGCAUUCAAAAUGUUAGAUCUCUUUUAAAUAAAGUUGAAAGUACUCGUUGCAUUCACUCCAAUCACUAUUUUGAUAAUACAACAGUAAAUCAUGUAAAAGCUAACGAAAACAUUAGAGUGGAUUCAAAUUCUUAGUACUUAUUUUUCACUAUUUUAGCAAUAUCUUCUAUAGCUGCUAUCUAUUUUGCUUAUAAAUUCAUUUUAAAAUAUAUUAACAUCUGAAAAAAAUAAAAAUUUAUAUUUUAGUAUAAGAUAUGUAAUACAAAUUACAUCUUUAAAUUGAUAGAUUUUAUUUUAAUUUAAAACUUAAAAA